Messenger RNA from Ostreococcus lucimarinus CCE9901, 336 nucleotides. RefSeq lists its product with no specific name. Gene Ontology annotation, cellular component: PAM complex, Tim23 associated import motor. Gene Ontology annotation, biological process: protein import into mitochondrial matrix. The transcript has a single exon. Gene Ontology annotation, molecular function: ATPase activator activity. NCBI's taxonomy places the organism in Eukaryota, Viridiplantae, Chlorophyta, Mamiellophyceae, Mamiellales, Bathycoccaceae. The record is from RefSeq and is a predicted model, not a curated record. Bases 1 to 336 code for a protein of 111 amino acids.
AUGGCCACGCCCCUGGUCACCGGCCUCGCCGUCGCCGCGACCGCGCUCGCCGCGCGCGCCGUCGUGACGACGGUCGAGGCGUGGGCGCUCGCCGGCCCGCGCGCGCGCGCGUUUUACCACGGCGGAUUCGAGGCGACGAUGACCCGGCGCGAAGCCGCGCUCAUCCUCGGCGUCCGCGAGGGCGCGGCGCGGCAGCGCGUGCUCGACGCGCACCGACGCGUGAUGAUGGCGAACCAUCCCGACGCGGGCGGGUCGGCGUUUCUGAGCACGAAGAUCAACGAGGCCAAGGCGACGCUGCUGCGAGGACGCGCGCGGGGCGGAGGCGACGGGAUUUAG